AUGGUGUUUGUCAAUGAUCACAGCUGCUACAGUGACCAAAGAAUCCAGGAAGAAGCAAGCCCACAUUGCAACUUAGUGCCUGACCUAAUGCAUCGUUUCGGUAUUGGACUUCAAAGGCCAGAAUUUGCUAGAGUUGGGCCUCUGGAUUAUGAGCGGAUGUCACGUACGGAGCUACCUCAAGGCACCCAAGAUGGUCAUUGCGGCCUGUUCAUGGUGAAGUACGUUGAGUGCAUAUUGGCUGGGAUCCCUGUCAACUGUGUCACUUUCGACCGUAUGCCAUUUUUCAGAAAGAAGCUAGUGAUCGACUUCUUCCAUAAAGAAUUUUAUUUUGAAAAGGAUCAGUACAUAGAUGUGGCAGAAGCUUGGUGCACAGUUACAUGA
Molecule: messenger RNA, 381 nt
Organism: Fraxinus pennsylvanica
Lineage: Eukaryota; Viridiplantae; Streptophyta; Magnoliopsida; Lamiales; Oleaceae
Source: the annotation of a GenBank genome assembly